This is a messenger RNA of Triticum urartu, 2445 nucleotides long. Its product is annotated as alpha-L-arabinofuranosidase 1. Gene Ontology annotation, molecular function: alpha-L-arabinofuranosidase activity. NCBI's taxonomy places the organism in Eukaryota, Viridiplantae, Streptophyta, Magnoliopsida, Poales, Poaceae. Gene Ontology annotation, biological process: L-arabinose metabolic process. The record is from RefSeq and is a predicted model, not a curated record.
AAAGGCCAGAGAUGCGGAUAGGCACCACCGCUCGCUCCGGGGCCCACGCGUGUCAGUGGUCUGACGCCGCCGCCGAAGCACACCCCGGCAAGCAACCAGCCGUGGCGCCGCCAGCCUCCGUCAUCCCACGGCGGAGGCCGUUGUGCACCUCGCGGCGCUUCACCUCGAAGCCACCGCCGCGUCGCCUCCGGCCUCGCCUACUUAAGGCCGCAGCCUCCGGGUCUCCCUGCACCUCGCACUCACUCCUCGACCUGCGCUGCCUGAUUGGUUAGUCGUUAGAACUUGGAGCGUAUGGGUUCCAAAGAAACGCCAUGUCGUGCUCGUACUACUCUCUGCUUCUUGCUUCUCUUCUGCGUGAGCUGCAAAUGUUCAGCAUCAGAAUUUGAGAUCACCCAAGUGGCAAGCCUUGGUGUUGAUGCCUCACCGCGCCUUUCUCGAAAGAUCCCUGAUACGUUGUUUGGAAUAUUUUUUGAGGAGAUCAACCAUGCAGGAGCUGGUGGAAUAUGGGCAGAACUUGUUAGUAAUAGAGGUUUUGAAGCUGGAGGCCCCCAUACUCCAUCAAAUAUUGAGCCAUGGUCCAUCAUUGGAGAUGACUCUUCCGUAUUUGUGGGAACAGACCGUACGUCAUGUUUCAGGCGAAACAAGGUUGCUCUAAGAAUGGAGGUUCUCUGUGAUAACUGCCCAGUUGGCGGUGUUGGCAUUUACAACCCUGGGUUCUGGGGCAUGAACAUAGAGGAUGGGAAGACCUACAAUCUAGUUAUGCAUGCCAAGUCACCAGAAACGAUAGAAAUGACAGUUUCACUAACAAGCUCUGACGGAUUACAAGUUCUGGCUUCAGCUGCCAUACGAGUACCCGGCGGAUCGAAUUGGAUAAAAUUGGACCAGAAGUUGGUUGCUCAAGGAACAAACAGAACCUCAAGACUUCAAAUAACAGCUAAGACAAAGGGAGUUGUAUGGCUUGAUCAAGUAUCACUCAUGCCUUCGGAUACGUACAAGGGGCACGGUUUCCGCACAGAACUCAUAUCCAUGCUUUUGGAUUUAAAACCCCGGUUCUUGAGAUUCCCUGGAGGUUGCUUUGUUGAAGGCAGUUGGUUAAGAAACGCAUUCAGGUGGAGGGAUUCUAUAGGUCCAUGGGAAGAGAGGCCUGGACACUAUGGGGAUGUCUGGAAUUACUGGACGGAUGAUGGCCUCGGAUAUUAUGAGUUUCUUCAGCUUUCUGAAGACCUCGGUGCUGCCCCAGUCUGGGUAUUCAACAAUGGAAUCAGCCACCAUGAUGAAGUUGAUACUACUGCUAUUGCUCCUUUCGUAAAGGAUAUACUGGACAGUCUAGAAUUUGCAAGGGGGAGUGCAGAAUCAACAUGGGGUUCUGUUAGAGCUGCAAUGGGGCAUCCUGAACCAUUCCCAGUCAAAUACGUUGCAAUCGGAAAUGAAGAUUGUGGGAAAGAAAAUUACCGUGGUAACUACCUUAAGUUCUACAAUGCUAUAAGAGAGGCCUAUCCAGACAUUCAGAUGAUUUCAAAUUGUGAUGGUUCAUCUGGACCACUUGACCAUCCUGCUGAUCUAUAUGAUUUCCAUGUCUAUACCGGUUCCAGGGCACUAUUUUCCAUGAAGAAUACAUUUGACAAUACCUCUCGUAGUGGGCCCAAGGCUUUUGUUAGCGAGUAUGCUGUUACAGGAAACGAUGCCGGCAGAGGAAGUCUUCUUGCUUCAUUGGCAGAGGCCGCUUUCCUUACUGGGCUGGAGAAGAAUAGUGAUGUUGUUCAUAUGGCAAGCUAUGCACCGCUCUUCAUAAAUGAUAACGACCGCACGUGGAACCCAGACGCUAUCGUCUUCAACUCCUGGCAGCAAUAUGGGACUCCCAGUUACUGGAUGCAGAAGUUUUUCCGUGAAUCAAGCGGCGCUACGAUCCAUCCCAUCACAAUCAGUUCAAGCUACUCUGAUUCGCUGGCAGCAUCCGCGAUCACGUGGCAUGAUGACGAGAACAGCAUCCUGAGAGUUAAGAUUGUGAACUUUGGGCCAGAUGCCGUGAGCCUUACAUUCUCGGCAACUGGGCUCCAGGGCAGCAUCAAUGCGCUCGGAUCCACCGCGACCGUUCUCACAUCCGGCAGUGUAAUGGACGAGAACUCUUUCGCUAACCCAAACAAGGUUGUGCCGGUGAUGAUCGAGUUGCGUAACGCCGCGGAGGAGAUGGAGGUCACGCUGCCUCCCCACUCUCUCAGUGCAUUCGACCUGGCGCUGGCGCAGUCCAGGCUUGUAGCGGAGAUGUGAAGCGAAUGACACGGCGUUGGUGAAUAAGAGAACGAUGGGCAGGGCAAAGCACCGGCAACAGCAAGCGGAGAGGGGUCAGUGCGCGCGCUUGUGUCCUGAUAAAGCACUGUAUCAUGUGUGUACGGUGGUGUGGCAUGAAGGAAAUACUGGAGUAAAUAAAAAUCACGUCAGGGGUCA